CACACACUAUUGAAGAUUCUUUCGGGCGUCUUUCUCGCCCUGACUCUUCUCAAUACUACAUUCCACAUUACCAGACAUCUUGGUCGAUACACCGUUCCAUGCCAGCAACGGCAAAUAAUCCGUAUAAUCCUAGUUCCCACCGUCUUUGCCAUCUUCUCUUUUCUCUCAGUAUUAUCUUAUGACGCAUCGAUAUAUUUGCGCCCAUUGGCUGAAAUCUAUGAAUCCAUCGGUAUUCCUGCUAUAUUCAUGCUCUACAUCUACUAUAUUUACCCCGAUAACCACUCCUGGCGGGAAAUCCUGGAUCAGUUUGAAGCUCAAGAUAAGAGAGGAGACUUCAUUGCGGGCACCAAUUUGGCUUGGUUCAAGCGCACCUGUGUCUCAGUUUUCCAGUAUCCACUAUCAAAGACCAUCUCUUCUAUUGUAGAGAUAGCCACACAAGGCGCUGGAGUGUACUGCAUCAACUCACUAGAACCACGCUACGCACACCUUUGGUGCGAGAUCAUCAACAUUGCGGCAAUUGUGCUGGCCGUACCGCACAUUGUUCGCUUUGAACGCCGAAUGAAGGAACAUAUUGAUACAAAGCACCAACCGGUAGCCAAGCUGUGGACCUUUAAAGGUUUCGUUUUCCUACAAUUUGUGCAGUUGAUCCUUUUUGGGCUGUUAAAUGGCCAGACCUUCAACCCAACGGCAUAUGUUACUUUUGACGAUCUGUAUUACGGUAUUCCCGCUACAAUCACUUGCAUAGAGGCAUGGAUAUUUACGGGCGUUUUCAUCUGGUCGUUUUCAUCGACAGAGUAUACCCCUGGCAGC
Messenger RNA from Trichoderma virens Gv29-8, 810 nucleotides. RefSeq lists its product as uncharacterized. Gene Ontology annotation, molecular function: transporter activity. The record is from RefSeq and is a predicted model, not a curated record. Gene Ontology annotation, biological process: transport. The annotation marks the transcript as partial. The transcript is spliced from 2 exons. NCBI's taxonomy places the organism in Eukaryota, Fungi, Ascomycota, Sordariomycetes, Hypocreales, Hypocreaceae.